AUGGACGAAGCAAAGACUCUCAUCCGGACGGCAGUGCGCACUUUCUUCCCUCACCCUAAACAGAUCAUCAUUGUCGACGCCAUCCUCAUGCACUCAGUUCUACAAAUGGACGACCUGAACAUUCUCCUGAACUCUCAGCCCAAAGACAUCCGCAGCCUACUCAACCCUCUGCGCACUGCUCGGCUUGUCCAGACACAGUCCCGCAAUGAAGCCAAGAUCGGCUCUACAAGACCCUCGUCCAGAGAAUACUACUACUGUCCCUUCCACCCCGCAAUCGACGCAAUCAAAUACAAGAUCGCAAAACUCCGCAAGAAGGUGGAGGCGAUGUAUCAACAAGAUGAGACCAAACGCAAAGACUGGCGCUGUCCCCGCUGCAAGGCAGAAUAUGAAGAACUUGACAUACUCGACAAAGUUGGAGACGAAGGCUUCUACUGCGACAGAUGCCAUGCGACGCUGGUCCAGAACGAACAAGUCGCACUGAAAGACCGCGGCAACCACGAAAAGAUCAGAAAGCUGAAUGAUCAGCUCAAAAAGUUUGACGACAUGAUCCUCAAGAUCGAUCGGACAGACAUCCCCGAAAACGACUUCACGUCAGCGUGGGACCGAAAGAAAGACGUCCCCCGACCGCAGGGAAGUGGGAAAACAGACACAUCAGAACAGUACGUUCCUCUACAGAGAGGCAACAGGUACUACGACUACAAGAGAAGCGGCCCAGACAUGGUCGACGUUAAAAAUCUCACCGUCAACCUGACUAGUGGUGAGGAGCAAGAACGUGAAGAAGCAGAAAGGAAAGAAGAGCGCAGAAAAUUCCUCGCCAAACAGAAUCAACUGCCAGUGUGGUAUACAAGCAGUGCAAUCGGGGCUACCACCAAUGGAACCGCCACGGCUGCUACCACUCCAGAUGAAGAUGACGCCGGAGGAGAAGAAGAUGCAGAGGAAGAGGAAGACUUUGAAGAUGUGGAUGUCAAACCAGAACCAAUUAAUGGCAUCAAGAGAGAGUAUGAAGUUGCCUUCGAAGGAGACUCUGAAGAAGAUGAAGAGUUUGAAGAUGCAGUCUAA
This is a messenger RNA of Fonsecaea pedrosoi CBS 271.37, 1059 nucleotides long. RefSeq lists its product as uncharacterized. Gene Ontology annotation, cellular component: transcription factor TFIIE complex. The coding region runs from base 1 to 1059 and encodes 352 amino acids. Gene Ontology annotation, biological process: transcription open complex formation at RNA polymerase II promoter; transcription initiation at RNA polymerase II promoter. The record is from RefSeq and is a predicted model, not a curated record. Lineage: Eukaryota; Fungi; Ascomycota; Eurotiomycetes; Chaetothyriales; Herpotrichiellaceae. The transcript has a single exon.